UGAUAAAUAAAUAAAUGAAUCAAUUAGCGCAGCUUUUCAAAAAGUCUUCGUUAGUUGUGCUCAGGUAUCGGUGAGAUCUGUUGAAGGCGUGUGGUUGUGUAUCCGGCUGGCAGUGCAUGGGGGGGCGGGAAACACAACGCGCCGGGGACACACUACAGCCGGAGAAACGUAGUGGAUAAAACGAAAGGCUGUCAGUAAUCCAUGCGCUCGCGGACACACUGAAGCAGCAGCAGCCUCACUGAUAGGUGCAGGAUCUGCAUGGAAGAUUGUAAUGACACAUGCACGGCAGAGGAACUCUUUAUGUCGAUAUCGAAGUGAAUCCAAGGAGCAGGUGAGCUGCCAGAUACAUGCUGAAACAAUGGGCAGAACCUGGCCAGAGUGCCCAGUGCUAGAAAAGAAGACUAAAAGGCAUUCCCAUAAAAGAGGAAGAGAUAAGGAAAUAAAGCAGCAAAGCGCAGAUAGUGACCGAAAGCUUUAUCCCCUCAGAGGACGGCAGGGAAUGAGUGACGUUGGUCCCCUAAACUGCUGUGUUCUACUGACUCGCUUAGAAGAAGGAGGAACUUCUAAGGGCAGCAUGAAAGCUGUGCCUAAGAACAAAGGGAAAAGAAAUAUGAAAGAAAAGAAGGGAAGGACCAAAUCUUGCAAGUGUCAAAAGAAGGGCUGCAAGGCAUGCCAGUCAACACCUGGACCAAAAAGCAAGCCCAAAUCUGUCAAAACUGCCUUAUCCAUGGACCUGCAAGAACCUCGAAAGCGACGAUUAGCCUCUCUCAAUGCGGAAGCAGUCAACAGCCUGUUGUUGUUCAGAGAGGACUCUCAAAUGUCCAAAAAACAGCAGAAUUCUCAAAAGGGUGAUGGUGAGCUCCCAAAAGGAGAAACUGACAGUUCAAGAAAAGGACCAGAAGGCCAAAAACGUGCGCACACAGGAGAACGAGAGGAGAGUACAAAUCCUAAGAAAAGCAAGAAAGCAAAGACAGAAUUCGAACAUCUGGACCAGCUGAACCUUAACAGUCCAACCCCAAGACGUCUAGCAGGUUUAAACGCGGCUGCUCUCCUGAAGCUAACCAGCACCUCAUCUGGAGCUAAGCGGCGAGCUAAACCGGACACCAAGCCAGGCAGUGGAGGAGGACGAACGAAACAGCUGCAGGGAAAAAUAAAAAAACAGCACAGCCCACCAUGCCUGAGCGAGACACCGGUACCUCAGCAGUGCUGCAACCUCUGUAAGAAGGAGGCUCUCAAGACUGACAGCUUGUGGGAAGGCACUUCUGGGGCGCAUGACUUUAUCCAACCUGGAUACCAAUGCAGGUCCAUGCUGAGCUACUCAUUAAAGCCUGUGAAAGAGGAGAAAACUGAGACUGAUGUAAAUUCAUGUUACUGCUGUUCCCAGGAGAGGUCUGUGGAAUACUGUCACCGAUUAGCCCUGUUCCUUGGGCAGAAGGCAUACCCUGAUUCAGAACAGCAUUCCCUGCCAUCCGUUAAAGGUUUCCUUAAUUCGCCUCACACCCUGACCCACCCAGCUCUGACACUAGGUGCUCAUUCUUACCCAUGCUACCCAGGUUACUAUGUCCACAUUUCCCACCAUGGGACAUCCUCGCUUCCUGUAAGUACAAGUCCAGGACCCCAUGCGCCACCUUCUGUACCUCCUAUUACACUGUGUCCCACUGGGGUCCAAAGACCCAAACUACUGCCCUCUCCAGUGUCUCACCCUUCAGGAAUUCCUCAUCCGGUGUACUGCAACUCUGUAGGGACGUGUUAUGGAGAACCGUGCAGGAUUAGCGGCUGUGCCUACAGACACACACAGCCCCUCGCUAACAGGGGCUGCUCAUUCAGUGCCGGAUGCUCCAGCUGCAGCCACAAAAUCAAGAUGGAGGACUUCCCCUAUCCACUGGACAAGCACAGCCCGUCUAUUUCCAUGCCCCCCACCUUGCCCUUGUCCGUCUGCCCCAUCCCCAGUGUGCCUGCUGCCACCCAGCCUAUGCCCCACCUGCAGACUCCUCUGCCGGACACUGGGCGUCCUCAGGUCCAGUUACAGUUAGGGCGAGAGUGUCCCCAGAGUGCCAAGCCACCCAGCAGCUCGCGCUCUGCGUUACGGGACACAGCUGUCUGCCCCCAUGUGAAGGAUGGCCAGCUGGGAGCGAGUCAUGGCAGUCCAGGCACAAAACAGCCCAAGAUCAGUCGGCGGCGGGCCACCAACGGCUGGCUGCCUGUGGGCACAGCAGCUGAAAAGGAGGUAUUCAUAGUGGGUGAGGAGUCGCCAGCACUACGCAGGUGCUAUGAAGGAGUGCAGAGAGAUGGAGAAGUGAUCAGGGUGCGAGACACUGUGCUGCUGCGUUCUGGCCCACGGAAGAAGUCUCUCCCCUAUGUGGCUAAAGUGUCUGCCUUCUGGGAGGACCCUGAGUCAGGGGAGCUGAUGAUGAGCCUGUUUUGGUACUACCGUCCAGAGCACACUCAGGGGGGCCGCAAUCCCAGCAUGCACUGUGAGAACGAGAUCUUUGCAUCCCGGCAUCAGGACGAGAACAGUGUCGCGUGCAUCGAGGAUAAGUGCUACGUCUUGACAUUAGCACAAUAUUGCAGAUUCUGUGCCUUGGUAAAGCGUCGCGAGGAGGGCCGUCCCAAAAGUGCCCCUGUGGUCCCUCCAGCUCGUAACUGCACCAUUCCAGCUCAUCGCAGCAUCCCCACUGACGUCGACCCCGACCUGGUGUUUGUCUGCCGCCAUGUUUACGACUUCCGCUACGGCCGCCUUCUGAAGAAUCUGCAGUAGCGCUAGUAGUAGGAACGUUUGCUAUCGUGGAGCCAUACACUGAAAACUAGAGUCCAUAAAGUGAAGACACAAUCAGUAUCCUGAUCAAAGGAAUUCCUAAACGGCCACUGGACUGUCGAAAGUUAGGCUGCUCUUUCCAGACUUUAUAAUUGUCCAAGUUGAAAUGAAUUUAGUUUGAUUUCGCAUGAUGCUAUUUUGAGCACAAGCUGGGACGGAUCUGAUGGCCAAUGUGUGAUCUGUAACUCCAUGAAACUGGUUUUAUAUAUAUAUAUAUAUAUAUAUAUAUAUAUAUAUAUAUUUGGCUUGUCAAUAGUUCUAUUUUAUACUUGCUGGAUUUGUGUGCGGAAGAAAAGCUAUCCAAUUUGUGGGUACAUUAGGGGCUACCCCAAAUUAUAAAUUAGACUGUAAAUGUGCCCAUAUUGGCUGUAGAUUUAUUUAUUUAUAGAUAUAUGGUGGAAAAUAUUUAUUUUUUAGAGCAAUUAAAAAAAUGAGUAGAGUACUUCCCCAAAUCGAAUCUUAACCAAACAUAUACCAAUUUGCCAUACCAUACAGGACCAUAGAUGUAUUCUGGUGGACAAAAUACCCCCAGAGCUUCUCAUCUAGACCGAGAUUUCUUGAAUGAACUCUCAUCCUAUUAUCGCGCGUGAGGACUUGCCUUACACAUUAGAAAGAGCGUGUUUCCGCCUCCCCUUUUCACAUCCUGCCUUCCCAGCAAACCAAAGCUUUCACUCGGCGCCGCAACAUACGACUGCCCCCCCCAAACCCCCUCAACACCCCCCACCCUCCCUCCGGCCAUAAUACGUUUGCACUAAUCUACCAUUUAGUGAAUCAGAGUUUGAUUCAGUCUGAAACUUUCACCUGCUACUGACUUUAAAUGGAGGAAAAAUACUGUGUAUUUGUUGUACGUGUAAAUACAGGACAGAGAGAAUUAAUGUCUCCGAUUCUACAAAAAAACGAGGGAGGUAAUCUGUUCCAUUUCCAAGCGUGUGAAUAGAAAAAGUUAUUGCCUUGCACACACAUUUCUGCUUUCAGUACGUGCCAUCGGUUUUCCCCAGCGUUACUUUUAGAUACGCUUGUUCCGUAUACAAGAUCGAUAUGAAAAAGCUAUUUCAUAUGGUCUGUUUUUCGUGCCUUUUAAUAGUAAUAGAUCGUCUGCUCUGAAAAGAAUCAACAGGAGGUUUGCGUCCUCCCAUUCCUGGCUCUUUUGCUUCCUUUACCCGGCUUGGUUUGUAUCAUGCAGCAGUUUGUGCUAAAACCGCCAUUCCUUACGAGUCUCAUUGCACUAUAGUGACCCUCACUCUCGCCUGCUGAGAUAGAAAAGAUAAAAAGGGGGAAAAAAUAUAUGACCUUCAGGUCAAUUCAGGAUGAAUAGAAAGGCCAGAAAAAUACAAGCUGCACCAUUAUCCAGGCAGCACUAUCACCUGGGUGCGUUGGACCACUGAACUGGAAUGAAUCCUUACUUUCUUUUUUCUUUUUUUUUCUUCCUCUUUUAUAUGAAGAGGAAAGCAUGUUGUGAGACUGUCAUUUUCUUCUACUGAAUCAAGUAAGUUACAAAAAUUUGACAAAGCGUGAUUUCCUGCUGUUAGGAAAAGGCUGCUAAGACUUUGUAAUCCGUUCACUUUGCUCAUUGUAGGUGACACAAACCGUUGCAGAGUACAUGGCAGCUGGAACUGAAAGUUUACCAGUUUUCCAAAAGACAUCCUUUUUUCUUUUACCUUCGGCCUUGAUGCAGUGAACAUGCUUAUACUCGUUACGCUUUCAUUCAUAAAACAAAUGCGCUUCAGUGCUAACGUUCACCAGGUUUCUCAUUACCUCCUCUUCCAUUCCUCUUACUAUUAAAAAAGAAACAAACCUGAGUGUAUAUCAGUCACACGUGUAUUGUUGUGAUAGCUAGAAAUGUGAUUUCUGUACUAGUUUAGUAUACAGAUGACUCCAGGCAGUGCAUAAGAUACCCAUGUUUGACAGUAUUGGCCAAAAUGUACAGCAUAUCACUUUCUUUCAGUUUUUUUUUUUUUCAUCUACCAUUUUCUUUAUAGUGGGAAACAGAAACUGGACAACAGAAGGUCUUGUUGUAGGUAGCACAACCGACACAUACUUUCGGUUUGGGUUGUAAGUUUAUAGUGCUAAGAGUUAGAGAUGAGUGGGUCAUUGAAUGAAGUCUUUGUUGUGUGUGUGUGUGUGUGUGUGUGUGUGUACAAUCCCCACAGUCGAUACAACCCAAAAUAUUGGUUCUGGUGUCUUGUUUUCAUAUGCAUUACAAAUCUAUUUUCAUGAUACACAGUGUUUUUUUUUAAAUGCAAUUUUUUUCCUUCUUUUACCGUUAGCUAAGAAAGUGCUGGUGUUCCUUUAAACAUUUAUGAAUAGAACAAAUGACUUUAAUAAGGUUAAAUAAGGUUAACAUAUCUAUAUAUGGCGAAUAUAAUAGCUUGGAAUGAUGGCAGAAAAUUACUCAAUGUGGGAACACUAGAGAUGAAUGAUGUACACAUGGUGCUGUUGUACACUCUUGACAUUUUGCUUUUCGCCGUUCAUGUAAUGACCAUGAAUCAAUACAGUCAUGACAUAAUGUCAAUGCAAGAAUCAUUUGGCUUAAAGUACAUCAAAGCACUGUUAUAUUGAUAAUGGUUUGACAGCAGUCGUGUCAUUAAAGCAUUCCAGUUUUUUACCCUCUAUAUUGGUACACGAAAGCAUUGUUUUGUUUAGUUUUGAAUAGAAACUGAUCAUUGUUUUUCAUUAUAAUAUUGCAGCAUUGUUAACAUUAUUUAAAAGUCUUACAUAGCAAGUACUGAGUAUUCUUUGCUCUUCCUUCAGCAUUGUGAAUUGUCCUUGCUUUAUUAAAAAAAAAAAAAAAAAAAAUUCUGGAUAAAAAAGUAGAAACUGUCGUGUUUCAAAAAGGGCCUAGAGGAAGUGGGAGGUUAAUUCUAAGAUGUACAAACUCACCAAGCGCUUUGCUCCUUUGGUGAUGUGAGUGUGUGGGUGUAUGUGUGUGUAUGUGUGUGUAUACAGAUACGUAUAUAUUUCAAUGCAGCAUGGAAGUACUGGGCAUUCUUGGAAAAUAGUCCUAGCACAGCGCAUUUGUAUUAUUUAAGAUAAAAAAAAUGUAUAAGAGGAAACUAUUUAAAUGGAAUAAAUAAUAUAUGAGUUUCA
Molecule: messenger RNA, 5902 nt
Organism: Clarias gariepinus (North African catfish)
Lineage: Eukaryota; Metazoa; Chordata; Actinopteri; Siluriformes; Clariidae
Gene: bahd1
Product: bromo adjacent homology domain containing 1
Exons: 7
Coding region: 272-2758 (828 amino acids)
Molecular function (GO): chromatin binding
Source: RefSeq, a predicted model, not a curated record